ACUUAAAGGAUGGAACAGGAAGCUGCAAGAGAGGAGGAAGAGAGAAAAGAAGGUUUGAUAGAGUUCUAUGAUUCCUUCAAGGACAUGUUUGAGUUCUUCUGUAAGAACACCACCAUCCACGGCACCAUCCGCCUCGUGUGCUCAAGCAGCAAUAAGAUGAAGACAGCUUUCUGGACGCUGCUCUUACUUGCCAGUUUUGGCAUGCUGUACUGGCAGUUUGCACUCAUGUUCAGCCAAUACUGGGCCUACCCCGUUGUCCUGACCAUGUCGAUGCAUUCGGAGGCCAAGAUGUUUCCAGCAAUUACCAUCUGCAAUCUGGAUCCGUACAGAUUUGAUCUGGUUAGUGAGCACUUGGUUCAGUUGGAUCGCAUGGCAGAGAAAUCUGUUAGUGUCCUAUAUGGCAUCAACACGUCUGCCAGCUUAUUCCAUGUCAACGAGAAGAGCAUCCACACGAGAGACUUGCCAAGCACAAGCAGUCACAACAGAUCCAGCUUCAAACUGAGCCAAAACUUCUCUCUACUGAGAACAACUGAGUUCAAUAAUAGGACAGGAAAGAGACAGUCUCUCGUGGGCUUCAGACUGUGCAAUGCCACAGGUGGGAAUUGCUUCUACAAGACCUAUUCAUCUGGGAUGGAUGCAAUCCUUGAGUGGUACAGGUUUCACUACAUGAACAUCAUGUCCCAACAACCAGUUAUAAUCAACAUUUCUGAUCACGAGGAGAAGAUAGAAGACAUGGUCUACUCCUGUCAGUACGACGGGGAGCCCUGCAGGCCCAGUGACUAUGUUCACUUUCACCACCCAGUCUUUGGAAGCUGCUAUACUUUUAACAGCAAGGGAACAGACUCCUUCUGGACAGCAACAAAACCAGGAAUUCCUUAUGGACUUUCCCUUAUCCUGAGAGCAGAGCAGAAGGAUCACAUCCCACUCCUGUCUACAGUAGCAGGUGUGAAAGUGAUGAUACACAACCACAACCAGACACCAUUCCUCGAGCAUGAAGGCUUUGACAUCCGACCAGGCAUUGCCACCACCAUUGGCAUCCAGCAGGACAAGGUGAAUCGCCUGGGUGGCAAUUAUGGGAAAUGCACAACAGACGGCAGUGAUGUGAAAGUUAAACUCCUCUAUAACUCCUACACCCUGCAGGCUUGUCUGCAUUCCUGCUUUCAACACAUAAUGGUUCAAAAAUGUGGCUGUGGGUACUACUAUUACCCACUGCCUCCUGGGGCUGAGUACUGCAACUACAACAAGCAGCCUGCUUGGGGUCACUGCUUUUACCAGCUGUACAGCAGGCUCAGGAAUCACCACCUGAAUUGCUUUGACCAGUGCCCCAAGCCUUGCAGGGAGUCGCUGUACAAGGUGUCUGCUGGGACAGCCAAAUGGCCAUCGGAGAAGUCUCAGGACUGGAUCCGCCAAGCUCUAAGGCAUCAGAAUGGAUAUAAUUCUACGAGCAACAGGAAGGACAUUGCCAAGGUGACCAUCUACUACAAGCAGCUGAACUACCAGUCUCUGAAUGAAUCUCCUUUGCUCUCGGAUAAUCUGCUUCUGUCCAGCAUGGGAAGCCAGUGGAGUCUCUGGUUUGGAUCCUCGGUGCUGUCUGUAGUUGAAAUGUUAGAGCUGCUCAUAGAUACAUUGGUGUUGUCUCUCCUCUUCUGCUACCAAAGGUUCAGGUCAAAGACACUAAAAGUUGCCCGCACCCCCUCCAUCCCUAGUGUGAGCCUGACCCUAGAAAGCUACCGUGUUGUGCAGGAGGCUGGAAAAGGCACUGCUCCUGCCCACGGCCACACUUCAGGAGUGCCUAUGACCACAGCCAACAGCAGUGACCCACAUCCUGCCCAGCUCUCCAGCAAGGCAAUGCCAGAGCACUGCCCAGACGUGGUGCUGAAUGGGUUCAGGUACAUGAAGGACAUCUCUCUGGAAGGAGAACUAAAUCUCUAAGAACGUGUGUGUGGCACAGAGCCAUCAGAAGGGCUGCAACCUGAGCACAGGCAUCACGCAAUGUCCCUCUGUUCCUAAUGAACAUCCAGGGAGGUGAGCACUGUAUGCAGUCCUCCUGACCUCCUAAAAGCCCAUUCACCGCUUUUAACUUUUAAACCCUUGCAAGGAAACCACCCUGUGGUGUCAGACAGGCCCAUCUGCAUUUCAUAUAUACUUGAGAGAAAAGCCAGCCUACGAUGAUGGGGGGAUGUCCAAGAGGGGCAAAAGAGUGCACACUCCCCAUUGUCAGGGAUGACAAUUUCCAUAAGCUGCUCCGAUCACAGCUCUGUCCUUUGCUUACCACUGUUGCACGUAGAGAAUCACGCACAGAAUGCUUCAGCCCAGAUUUUUUCAAGUGGGACUCGCUGUCUCAGGGAAGAGGAAUGGGAAGAAAUAGGGCUGAUCAAUUUUUUCUGCCACAGAAGAAGCGUCUGAGCUACUGAGAUUAAAACAGCGCUGCGUUUUUAGUGCAGCCCAUUUGUAGGGAUGUUUUAAUGUUAAUAUUUGACAGUAACUUAUGUGUACAUAAAAUAACAUAUUUAUUUUUGAUGACAGUGCCGGCGUAGGUUUUACUCCGUUACAGUUGUUAUGACUUUCUGCAGAAGAAUUGUGAAGAAAGUGCUGAGCUUUGUUUUCUAACUUAUUUUUGUAAUAAUAAAACGCUCAGAGCGCAGACCAUGGCUGCAAAUUGAGUUUGAUUUUGUUUUGCUUCCACCCAAUAUUUGGGUUUAUUACCAUAGAGUCACUUGGAAGGGAAACAAAUGCUUCCUUCUAUUUUUGGGGUUCUGGAGAAGUCAGUUUGGGGGUGAGGGAGAACAGGGCAUGGGAUUGCAUUGCCUGGACGUCAGCCUUGGAGCAAGAGGGAUGUGGCAACAACGCAGGGCAGGGAUCUGCCAGCAGAGUUGUGUGCUCGAGCUGGGCACGUGCAGUCACAGAACAAGCGGUGUUGCAAGGCAGAAAGGAGCUGCACACGGUGCGUGAAUGGGAAGGAAGGGUGACGAGCCACAAGGCCAGCACAGCCAAGGCUGUGGGGUUCAAGAUGGGAGGCAGAUCUGCUUCCCAUCUGCUUAUGCUGCCUUUAAUAGAACCAAAUAAUGGUUCGGAGGUAGCAGAAGCAUGAGCAGCAGCCUCCAGCCUGAAGGCAGUUUGGAGCAACCUUCUCGGAGGGCGUGGGCCAGUUGUCAGAUUAGCAGCUGACUCUGUAUUACAGAACAUUCCCAUCGUCUGCUGCAGUUGAGCAAUAAUCAGCCGUGCAGAUUCUUCGUUAGGGUCAUCCCUUGGUGCUGUGAUGUCACCCCUGGGCUACCUGCCCUGUUAGGGCCUGGCUGAAGGCAAAGGGUUCGGCCACCGCUCUGGGACAAAACCUCCAUCAGUGCAGGAAAGGUUACAGAAUUACGCUGUAAUUCCAGAGAUAAUUAGGCACCCGCAUCCCCUCUGUGCUGUACAUUCAUUGCUCGGUGUUCCGGGACAACUUCUGCUGCAGACUGAGCUCAUUCUCACCUGAAGAUGAACCCACGUAGCCACCGGGGAAGAGAUAAAGGAAAGAUUCCAGGUAUUCAGCUGCAGAGGUGCAGCUGCCUCGAGGCUCCCACAGAUACCCUGAGCCCCUUACUUGUCCUGGGGAGCAGCUGAGAGGGCAGACCCACAGCUCAGAGCUGCACGGCUGUGGGCACACAGCAUGAGUGCUUAAUGGCACUGUCAUAUGAGAUGAUGGAAGAUAUGCCUGCAGGAUGCUGAGAGUUUCCGUGGAGCACAGGGGCUCCUUGUACAGGGCAGCCAUCAGCAGUGCUUGUAACAGAGCAUAACAGAUCAGGGGGCUCUGAAGGAAUAUGAACUGAGGGGUGAUGUGAGCCCGUCACCUCUACCCCAUCCUGGAAUCACAAUAUCAUGAGACAGUGACAGAGAAACCCAACAAAAAGGCACUGUGGGGUCCUAGGAGGUGACAAGGGCACACUGGGAAGCAUUUGGGGCAUCCCAAAGCACAUUGAAGAGCUGUGGGAGCCAACUAGGAUGUCCUGGAGUACACUGAGUGGUCCUUGGGGACUUUUAGGGAUCCCCAGGGCACACUGGAAAGCACUGAGAGGUCACUGGGGUGCCCUAGGGACAGCUGGGGGAUCAUGGAAUGCCUCGAGGCCAUUCUGGAAAGCCUCUGGGGCGUCUUAGAUCACACUGAGGAGCUCAGGGAGUGCUCUAGGGUACAGUGGGGGCAUCCUGGGAGGGCUUGUGGGCUCCCUAGGGAGAGCAGACAAGCUCUGGGCGUACGCUGCUGUCCCCAAGACUUCAUGGAGAGGCUGUGAGGAUCACCGAAAGCUUUUAGUGCGUCCAAGGGCAACCUGGAGUCUGUAGGUCCUUGCGGGCGUGACCUCGGGUGCUCCCGCAUCCUCCGCUGCCCCCUGCUGGAUGUCUUGCGGUACUACAGGCGCAGCCCCCCCGCAGUGUCACGGAGAGCCGAGCCGCAAAGUA
Molecule: messenger RNA, 4434 nt
Organism: Meleagris gallopavo (turkey)
Lineage: Eukaryota; Metazoa; Chordata; Aves; Galliformes; Phasianidae
Gene: SCNN1D
Product: sodium channel epithelial 1 subunit delta
Biological process (GO): sodium ion transmembrane transport
Cellular component (GO): plasma membrane; sodium channel complex
Molecular function (GO): ligand-gated sodium channel activity
Source: RefSeq, a predicted model, not a curated record